GUACCAUCUCCCAACUUUUCGGAGCCUUAUUCUUCUGACUUCCCGCUUCUUGAUUAUCUGAGCCCAGCUUCCCAGCCAUCUGCUUCGGACCUUUUCUCCGCCGCAAUCUAACAAAAUGCCCGGCUGGCGCGACGAGUAUCUUUCAUCCCUCAUGGAUGCCGACCAGCGGAAUCCCGUCAACCGAGAGCUUGUGGAUACCUGCCAGCAACUCUUCGACCGCAUAUCCGUACUCGAAGCCGAAAAGGCGGCCCUCCAACAGCAAGUCGAGACCUACCUAUCAUCCUCCUCGUCAAGUAGCGCCGCCGCCAACAAGCCCCGAGACCGAGACACCACCAAGACCGAUGCCGUUGCCUCUGACUCGACAACAACUGCGCCGACCGCCGCCGACUCUGCCCUUCUCGCCCGCCUCCGUGUCGAUCUCGCCGAAGCCCUCCGCGCCAAGGGCGACUUCCAGCGGAGGUUGAAUGUAGUCGAGGAGGAGCUCGUCCGCUUGCGCACGAAGACGACAACCGACAACAAGACAUUACAAACCUUGACGGCCGAGAGGAAGACAUUGACCAUCAAGCUCAGAGACCGGGAGGAGGAGCUGCGCGCCAAGAGCAAGAUGCUGGCCGACGUUCAGGAUGAACUGCAGGUGCUAAAUACCCACUUGGAUCUUGUCGAAAAGCGGCGCUCCGAGAUGGAGGCGGAGAACAAGCAACUUGUAGCCCGCUUCAUGAAGCGGGUCGGGCAAGAGGCGGAGGCCAUGAACAUGGCGAACGAUUCGACGUCGGGUUCCGGUCAUCGGUCAUCUGGUUCCAGGAGAAGAUAAAGGCCGGAAAGCAAGGAAUUUCAGAUUCGCGGAUCCCAGCAGCGAGGGAGAGCAUCACACAGCGCGAUGCACAUAUGAACAACAAGAGGAGGGCAAAGAUGGCUGUUUGAGAGCUUUGAAAAAGGUUCCAUGAUCCUUUUCGAGAACGCUGCCAGCACCCUGAUCAAGGCAAAAGAUACCAGAGGGAGAUAGGCAGAUGGUUUACAAUGCUUUGGUCGGCACAGCGCGGGAGUUUCGGGUUUGGGUAUCUUUGGUAAUGAGCUUCGCAGCCAG
Neurospora hispaniola is the source of this 1084-nucleotide messenger RNA. RefSeq names its product autophagy-related protein 16. The record is from RefSeq and is a predicted model, not a curated record. NCBI's taxonomy places the organism in Eukaryota, Fungi, Ascomycota, Sordariomycetes, Sordariales, Sordariaceae. The coding region runs from base 116 to 811 and encodes 231 amino acids. The transcript is spliced from 2 exons.